This is a messenger RNA of Patella vulgata (common limpet), 5803 nucleotides long. Its product is annotated as ubinuclein-2. The transcript is spliced from 16 exons. Gene Ontology annotation, cellular component: nucleus. The record is from RefSeq and is a predicted model, not a curated record. Bases 87 to 3617 code for a protein of 1176 amino acids. Lineage: Eukaryota; Metazoa; Mollusca; Gastropoda; Patellidae.
GCGGUAGAUUUGGCACUUUUAUGGACAGCAAGUUGACUAUUUCUAAGUAAAAAGCGAAGAAUCGAUGGAUUUAACCGUCAUACGAGAUGGCGGAGCCCAAAAGGAUUCAAUUGACGACAGUCACUGCAGUUGAGAAGGAAAAGAAGAGUAAAUCAACGCCGAAAACAAUACGUAUCAACCUGACACUAAAGGACUCGACUGAUACAACAUGUCCCGAGUUUUCCUACACCGAAUUAACGAGAAAUGAAGGGGGGGAUGUGUCACAAGAUGGAAGCUCCACCUAUCCAUUUGGUGAUGAAGAUGAUGAUGGCAAAAUGGCUGCAAUUGCCAGAGCAUAUGAAGAAAAAUAUGCACCAAAGCCUAAGAAGUGUAAGAAAGGUGGAUAUAAGGAUCAUUUAGAAGAUUUAAUAGAUCUUGGUGAAGGAUACGAUGAAGAUGAUCCAUUUAUAGAUAAUGCUGAAGCAUAUGAUGAGGUUGUACCUGUAUGUAUGACAACUACAUUAGGUGGUUUCUAUAUCAAUUCUGGUUUAUUAGAUUUUAAAUAUCAGUCGGAAGAUUCUGUUGAUGAAUUCCGAUCAGAUACGUCUUUAAAGAAGAAGAAAAAAGUCAAGCAAAUUACAUCAGAUACUGAUAGUGAAGUUGGAGACAAGAAGAUUGUCAAGAAGAGAAAAUUGAAGGAUGCCGAAGGUGGUUUGAAAAAGAAAAAACGUCUGUUGAGUUCUGAUGGAAAGAAAAUAAACAAAACUAAAUUAGGCAUGAAAUUUAAAAAAAAGACGUCGCCUACAGUAGCAGAACUUCUAAAAGACCAGAGAGUUUCGACAUCUCCUAAUGGUAUUACAACAAAUGGUGAUACACCAGUACGUGGUGGUGAUGGACGAGGUGAUGCUAAUUCUAAUCCUACUAUUGGAUCAACUAUUGAUUCUCUAUUAGAACAAGCCAUGAAAGAUGAUUCUAGUCAAGAUCUAGAAGAAAAUGAUAAAUCCGGUGUACCAGAAUCUAUAACAGCGUUACCAUCCAAUAUACCCGAGUCUCUUCUACAUAUGGUUAACUCUAUUAAACUGGCCGCCAUUAAAUCAAGUGAAGGCAAAUGUAAAUUUUUUACAAAUGAAGUUAAUAACAUGUUACUAAGUAUUGAAGUAGCAACGAGACAGUUAACAUGUGGACAGCGUUCUAGUAUAUAUGGUCAUUUAGCAGCUUAUCUCCCCUGUAGUAAAGAAACGCUGUUAAAACGAGCAAAGAAGUUGAGACUUAACGAAGUAGACGACAAAUUACGAGACCCCAUCAAUAAUUUACGUGAGGCUAUAAAUAAAGUGAUGCCAGCGUUAAUGGAUAUGCAUGAAGCAGAAUGUCAGUUGACUUUACUUGCUAGACAAGAAGGUAAAGAACGUGGCGAAGGAGAGAUAAAAGAAAAAGAAGAUGGAUCAACAGAAAGUGAUGAAGAGGAUAAAUCUAAUACAGUUGAUGGAGAAAAGAAGAAAAGGAUUAUGGGACCUCGUAAGAGGUUUGAGUGGUGUGAUGAAACCAGGAAAUGUCUUUUAGAGGUUGUGAAAGCUAAGAUGCAGUGCUAUGAUAUGUUGAAAACCAGAAUGCAGUCACCAGAGGAAUACCUUCGAACAUUUUUAGAUGCAGAAAUAAAGCCAUUAUGGCCACCAGGAUGGAUGCAAACGAGGAUGUUGUACAAAGAGAGUAAAGUUGUACAUGCUCCGUGGACAAACCCAUUAAAACACAAGAAGACCGUUACAAGUAACAAACAGAGUAAUAAUACGUCGACAAAUAUUGUGUCUAAUAUCGUUAACAAAGUUAUAUCAUCUGUAUCUAACGAUGGUGAUAAAUCAACAAACAAUUCAAACGUGAUUGAAAUAUCCAAUGACAUUUCGCGAAAUAGUGUUCCGACGUUGUUAGAUUAUGCGGAGAAGACCUCUCCCAUUAAUAAACUAUCUCCAAACAUCAGUCCUACUUCUAAUCCCCUGCUAUUAAGUGCUACGAGAAACCCUUCAAAACCACAUCCUGGUUAUACGGACAUGUCCAAAUCGAAAGACAAUUCCAAACACCAUCUUGUGUCGGAAAUACUACAAAAACCAUUAUCUGUUGUAACAAGCAAUCCGUCACCCAGUUCUCUCUUGUCAAGUUCUCCGAAAAGUCCACAUCUCACCAAUCCAAAUCCGAAAGAAAGCAAUUUUUUCAUGGAAUUCCAAAAACAUUUAUCAAAACAGUUAUCUCCAAACUCUCAAGAUAGGCAUGGUUUAAGUCCAUCCGGUGUGACCUCCUCGGCUGCCUCAUCUCCAUCAGGAGUAUCAGUAAAGCCUCAGUUUAAGAGUCCACAAAAUAAAGUAGUUGAAAUAUCUUCAGUAAACAAAGGACAAAAAGAACAGUUUAAAUCCAAUGAAGCCAUGCAAAAGCAAUAUCAAGCUCAAAUGAAUAAAGCCAGACAGGUGGCAGCCCAACAGAAACAGACGGAUCAACAGUUAUUAGCCGAACUUCAGUUUCAAAAGGCUUAUCUGGCCAGUGUUCAAAGUAGUUCAAAAUCCACACCACAGAUUACCAUGAAACAGUUUUCUCCCAAGACCACAAGUCCAGUUCAGAGCCAGAAAUCCUCUACUUCAGGUCGUGAUCAGAUUUUGGCUCAAAUUCAAGCAGAACUGGGUCGCAAUGAAACAAAGUUGAAAUUCAAACAGCCUGAAUCUAAAACUUCACAGAAGAUAAUAGAGGAUGCUGUUAUGCAACAGAUGUUUAAACAACCUCUACCAGCUAGUUCAGGCAAUCCACAGAGACCACUAUUACAGCAAGCUCUACGUGCUUCACCAGUAUCAGCAACAGGAACAAGUCCUACCAAUAACAACAACUCGGUACGCCAACCACCUGUUUCUGCACAUCACCCACCUAGCUCAUCACGGCCUAUGACUUCUCUUUUGUCUCCUACCUCUCGAAAUAUUACAGUUGAUCUCACUGCUGAAAGCCCACCUAAAAUGAAAACCUCGCCCACUCAUAUGACUGUUAAGAGAACCUCUCCCACCAAUCAACAAAGACAUGACAUAGGUCAUGCUGUGUCUGCACAAUCUGCUCACCGUCCAGGUUAUGUUGUGACUUCAUCAACUGGUAAAGAUAGUGUAAGUGAUUGCGCUAUGAUGGGAAAAGUAUUCAUGCAGCCAAUUUCUACUCAACAGUCUCCAGUGCGUCAUAGUUCUGGACUGUCGACCAGUGCUAAUAAAAAUAUGCAGGACCAGUGGAAAGCAGCGUUCGGUGUUAAUCUUGGAAAAGGAAAUUCGUCGGCUUUUAGUCCACCUGUGUCAAUUUCUAAAACAGUAGCUAGUAAUGUUAGUAAAAUGGCUGACCCUACAUAUAUGGGUGCUGCACCAAGUUUGACUUAUAAUGAUGUUUGUGAAUUACUCGGUGUACCUUCAGGUCCAACCGGACAUCAAGGUAAUGUAUCAUCUCAACAAACAGCUAUGUACAGUCAUUCUCCGAAUCAACAAGUAACAUACAGUAAUACCGGUCAUAAUCCAGGCUUGCUUUAUCAACAACAGCAUCAUGGCAGCACAGCUAAUAUGUUGUCGUCAACUUUACCUUACGGACAUUUACCUUAUACAGAUACCUCACAGAAACCUCAUGGACAGUAAUAUGCCUUUUGAUUGGUUGAAUUAUCUAUAAGAACAGCAGCCAUUAACUGAGAAAGAGACGAUGCCAUAUUGACCUCAACAUAGUAAUAGAUGUAGUCGUAACUCUAGUCUAGUUUCCGUACAUUCCCCCUAUCAUAUAUAUUAAUAUUUUCAUGUAUUUACUGUUUAUAAGAACUAUGAUCAAACUUGAUUCUAAUCCGCAAUUACGAACAGACCUGGAAAUAACGGUUUUAGAUGUACAUGACAAAAUGUCAGGCACUAAUGAAAUAGUACCUGACAUUUUCUGCAUUUUCAACUUAGUGCCAAACAUGUAUUAAUAAUAUCAAUAAAAAAGACAAAUCAGUGCCGGACAAAAUGACAGGCACCAGAGGUUUAGUGCCUGAUAAAGCCUGAAGCUGUGGCUGACAUUGUCUGUAACAGGUGCCUUAUUUCCAGGCUUGAUUGUGAAUUUGAAAUGGUUAACUGAAAUAUGUUGAGAGAUAAUCCCCAGAUAUUGGUAUAAAUAGGCAUAAUUUUAUUGUAAUAAUUGUGUAAUAUUUUACAUCAAAACAGAGUAAGUAAAUUUAUAAUUACAUGUUGAGGUAGGCUUUAUCAAUCACACUCAUAUUUUUGUACCUUUUUAUGUGGUCGUAUAUUGUUGUCGCCCCUGUCCGUCCGGACGAAGAAUCCUAUAGCUUUUCAAUGAUUUCCGAUAAUUACUGCCAGAGAUAUGGUCCUUGGUCACUCUAAAAAAUCUUGUGAACGCUCUGGAGGUCAAAAUUAACAUCUGAUUGAUUUUAAAUUUAUACACAGUGUUAUGGUCAUAAAAUGAAGAAGCCUAUUGAUUUUCAAUGAUUUCCGAUAGUUACUGCCAGAGUUAUGACCCUUGAUCACUUUGACGCUGUAGAGGUUGUUAAUCAGAUUUCAGUGUGUUGUAAAUGUUUCCAUUAGUUAGAAAAGAAAUAAUAUAUGACAACCCUUGUUGAAUGCCCGGACGACUUAGCUGCUGUGGGUGUAUGUUUCAUUGCCUGGCAACUUAUCUUUUGACUAUUUAAAAACAAAAUUCUUGGUCUGAUUUUUUACGGCUAAAAUUUGUGACAUGAUUCUAGCCUCUGAUAAUGGAUGAUCAAGUUGUAGAAAAUGUCAGAUAUUUUAUUUCUAUAUAAAAUUGUACGUACAUGUAGUUGAACCAUUGGCAAUACAGAACACUUCAUUUAAUAACAAUGUCUAAAUGUAUAUAGGGUCUGUGCUCAAGGGAAGCAGGGACAGAGAUACUUAAAACAAAUAGUUUACAGUUUGGGGUUGUAAAUAGUAACAGGUAUUAUGAAAUGCUGAUGGUUUAACUAAUGUUAUGUUUGAGUAUUAUAGAAACUUUUGGCAAGUGUGUCCGUGUUGAUUUUGCGUGUGACAUCAUCAAUGCAUGUGUAUUUCUCAUACGUGAUACAGCACUAAAUAUUUUAAAAAGCUCAGUGACUGUCGAGCGACUUUACUGCCUUCAGGAUUUUGUAGGCUAGACACUUGACUAGUAGCGAUGGUGAUCUUGAUAGAUAUCUGCCAUCAUGCUGUAAUAGAGCUCAGCUGAGCUACCCAUAUGUACGUGGCGCGAAGAUCUGCAUAAACUCUAAAACAACAUUGAUGCAACGUGAUAUGGAUGGGAAAAAUUCCACUUGGCAAAAGUCUCUAAUAUUUGGUUUAGAGUUGAGGACUAGAUUUAGAAUAUAUCUUUAUCAGAGGUUGAUAGAAUGAAAAACCCAUCUUUUACUGUAUAACUACUUUGUGAGGAUAUCAGUUCUAGUAUUGAUUAUGUUGCCAUAUUUGUCUAUAUGUAUAUUUUUAUAUGUUGUCUGUUUCACUAUAUAAAUUAGUUGACAGAAAUUAAUUAAACCAAAUAAUAACCUGUGAAACCUUGAAUAAUACUCCCAUCUUUCUUUAAAAUGCCACAUUUUCGUUCUUCAGUUAUUCUCGUCUUGUAUAUUUUAUAAAUUAGAUUGUUUUUGUCAUGUUUUUGUUAAUCUUCAAUAAAAUGUAAUUGAAUUGUAAAUAAUGGACCUAAUAGAAUAACCAAUGAAACUUAUUAUGCAACUUAAAUAAUAAUAAUAAUAAUAGUGGUUUGUAGUGAAGAGAUAAGAAUGAAAUAUUUUUCUUUACCCAUAAGUGAUGAUGAAUUUGUUAAACCAGUUGUUUAGAAAAACUUUGGGUGAAUAAAU